This is a messenger RNA of Copidosoma floridanum, 2649 nucleotides long. It is a transcript of the gene GlcT, whose product is annotated as ceramide glucosyltransferase. Gene Ontology annotation, molecular function: ceramide glucosyltransferase activity. Lineage: Eukaryota; Metazoa; Arthropoda; Insecta; Hymenoptera; Encyrtidae. Gene Ontology annotation, cellular component: membrane. Gene Ontology annotation, biological process: glucosylceramide biosynthetic process. The record is from RefSeq and is a predicted model, not a curated record.
AAAGAAAGAAAAUGGGCCGCGGGGUUGAGACAAUGGGAGUGACGAUGUAUUCGAUGGUGUGCACCGUGUACGGGUUCGCAAUAUUUUUCAUGGUUUUCUGGUCGGCCAUGUGGUUGGUGCACAUAUUGGCCCUGAUAGCCGGGCGCUGGAAACUCCACCGCAAGGUCAACCAGGUGCCGAGCUACGAGACCCCCUUGCCCGGGGUCUCGAUAAUCAAGCCCCUCAUGGGGGUCGAUCCGAACCUCUUCAGCAACCUCGAGACCUUCUUCCAGCUCGAUUAUCCCCUGUACGAGUUGUUGUUCUGCAUCGAGGACGAGCAGGAUCCCGUGCUCGUGCUCGUCCACAAGCUCAUCGAGAGGUAUCCCCAGGUGGAGACGAAGCUCUUCGUUGGUGGCCGAGGGGUCGGGGUCAACCCAAAGAUCAACAACAUGCAGCCGGCUUACGAGGCAAGCCGGCACGAGCUCAUACUGAUAAGCGACAGCGGCAUCCGCAUGCAGGAGGACACCCUCCUCGACAUGGUCAACUACAUGACGGACAAGGUCGGGCUCGUCCACCAGAUGCCGUUCACCUGCGACAGGGAGGGCUUCGCCGCGGCCUACGAGAAAAUAUUCUUCGGCACCGUGCAGUCGCGCAUGUACCUAGCGGCCGACCUAUUGCGCAUCAAUUGCCACACGGGCAUGUCGGCCCUCAUAAAGAAGGCCCUCCUCGAGGAAGUCGGUGGAUUAAAGACCUUCGGGGUGUACCUGGCCGAGGACUUUUUUUACGCCAAAUCCCUGACGGACCGGGGCUGGAAGAUAACCGUGUGCUCGCAGCCGGCCAUGCAGAACAGCGGCCACUGCGAGGUGUACAGCUUCCAGGCGCGACUGCGCCGCUGGGCGAAACUCCGGGUGGCCAUGCUACCGACGACCAUCGUCCUCGAGCCACUCAGCGAGUGCCUCAUCCUCGGGGCUUGCGCCAGUUGGGCGGCGGCUGUGCUCUUCGAGUGGGACUCCCUCGUGUUCUACGUGUGCCACUGCGUCCUCUGGUUCAUGUUCGACUGGUCGCUCCUGUGCGUCGUCCAAAACGGCCCUUUGCCCUUCAACAUGCUCGAGUUCGUGAUCGGAUGGAUACUGUGCGAGGCGACGAGGCCGUACCUGUUUGCCCAAGCCAUCAUAGAUCCGCUGAUACAGUGGCGCUCGCGCGUCUACCGGCUCAAGUGGGGCGGCGUCGCCGAGGAGGUCAAAAAGAUCAAGGCUUGAGCCCGGCUCCUGCUCCUACGGGCACUCGGCGCGGCGCAAAGACUCCUGUACCAUCAUCAUCGGCGUCAUUGUAAUCCUUUCGCGACAGUCCGCCGGUGAUGAUGUACUUGCGCAAAGCUUCGCGCACGACGGGGGGUACACGGGGGUGUAUGCUUUGGAAGAAAAGUUUCACUUCCGGAACGAACGCGCGGCUCAGGAAAUCCUUCGGUACCUACGAAAAGCCAAAAUUCCGUAUUUUACCUACUACCGAUGUAUGCUUUAUUACUUCGGAAUAUUUGCACCCAUCUUCGGUUAGUCGUUAAUUAUCAUGAGUUGUACUCGGAUUUAUGGAUACCAAGUUCUUCUAUGGUUUGCGCGUUUCAUUCGGAAUUUUCGCUUUUCUUAAAAAAACUACACAACUCGCGUCACCCUUCGCGCGCGCACAGUGCAAUAAAAGUGCAGCCGAUCGAUCUCAUAACCGUUAUACAUGCAUAGGUAUUAAUAAUUACGUAUACACCUGUAUAACUGUGUGUGUCGCGUGUGACACUUGAUGUGUGAUCGUGCUUUUACCUCCGAGUGGAACAGUUCCAAUGGAAUUCAAGACUGUGGUGUUACAUUAUACGUGGCGCUACGUAAUAUAUAUAUAUACAUAGGUACGUCACUCAACGUGAUUGCGACGGACCCACACCUCCGUCGGACAAGCAUAUCUUCUCUCGUAUUUGCGUGUAUUAUAACGGUGUACAGUUAUUAUUGUUGCUCGCUGAUGGACAAGACGUACAAAUUUGAAGGAAAACAAAAAACGCGUUUGUGCCGUAGAUGAGGAAAGUUGCUAACUAUUGCGGGACGAAAAACAAAAAAAUGUCUGUAUAUUAUAUAUAAAGAAAUAUUUGUGUGUGUGUGUGUGUGUGUGUGUGUGUGUGUGUGUGUGUGUGUGUGUGUGCGCGCGUUAGUGGGAGAAAUAACGCCGAGCGGUUUAGACGGCCUUUUCGUAUACAGGUAUAUAUACAUAUAAUCAUCGUCCCGAUUCUCGAUGUUUUUUUUUUUUUAUUUUAGCUCUUCGAUGAGUAUUUACUCGUUUUGCUGGUCGAAAAGUAGAUGGACGCAAGGUUUUUUGUUUUUCUUAGCAUCAGACGCACGUAUACGAUUUCUCAUGCGCGUUUCAAUCGAGAUUUGGGGGGGGGGGGGGUUAUAGCGGGAAAUCAGUUGUUAUCGCGAUGUGCUCGUACGAUACUUCCUAUUACUUAUAUCGAUUAAGCGCGUGUAGCUUAUCUAUACUUAUAUUUUACGGACAAAAGACAAAAAUUCACGUACGUGUGUGACAACAGAUUUUUCGUUGUGACUAGUAUAACAAAAACAGCGUCGACGCGGGGGAUGACGUUAUUUUCCGUUCACGUGGUAUGUGCGCGAGGAUAAAAAAAAAAAAAAAAAAAAA